This is a messenger RNA of Zootoca vivipara (common lizard), 3714 nucleotides long. RefSeq names its product trans-2,3-enoyl-CoA reductase (gene TECR). Gene Ontology annotation, molecular function: oxidoreductase activity, acting on the CH-CH group of donors. NCBI's taxonomy places the organism in Eukaryota, Metazoa, Chordata, Lepidosauria, Squamata, Lacertidae. The record is from RefSeq and is a predicted model, not a curated record. Gene Ontology annotation, biological process: very long-chain fatty acid biosynthetic process.
AUGUGUAUGCUGACUUGUUGCUUCUGUUUUAAACUGUGUUGUUCUCAUUAGUUCUCAUUAGUUUUCACAGUUUUGACAUUAUAGCUGAUUUUCGUUGUUCAAUGUGUUAAUUGCCAUAACUAACUGUAAGCCACCUUGUGAGAUCUUUUUUCAAAGAGACUGCAUAUAAACCUGUUACCUAGAGAGUAUUUUUACUAGGAGACUCAUGAAUUGAACUAACUAACUAAAUAAAUACAUGAUUUCCUGAGUCCCCCCCCCAAAAAAACCCCAUCAUUCAAUGUGUGUCUGUUUUAAAUAAGUUUACCCAAAUUAUUAGUACAUAUGCACCUGGUAGAAUCAUAGAAUUCUAGAGCUGGAAGGGACUUCAAAGGUCAUCUACUCCAACUCCCUGCAAUGUAGGAAUCUCAACUAGAUCUUACAUGGCAAAUGGCCCUCCAGGCUCGCUUAAAAACUUCCAAGGAAGGAGAUAAAAUUGCACAAAAGACUCUGAAGCAUUUGUCUUCAACUGGUGGGUCAAGACCUACUAGUGGAUUGUGGUCUGAUCUAAGGUGGGUGCAAUACAGGGGCCAGAAUGGUUGUUAUGCAUUUAUAGAACACGAAACAUCGCAAAUUCCCAAAGAUGCCAACUCCCUCUAAUUAUUCUGAGGGACAGGGCUUAUAUAUAAGUCUCUAAAGUCCACUUGGACAUGGAUCAUCUCUUAAUAAUUAUUAGACUCCCUGUAUAAAUGAGAUGAACUGAGUGGUACAGUCUUUUUGGGGAGAAAGAGAGAGAGAUGUUUUCAAAAACUUCCUGCUAUGAGUUGACUGGUCAGAAGGCUGCUUGUGAGGAGUUAUAUGCUGGACUCAGUUUUAUAUUUAGCUGGGAAUGGUAGCAGUUCAACUCCCAACACUAUCGGCUUACGCCUUGGAACGCAUCCUGCUGAACAGACUAGAAGGGAACCCCUUCUACUUGAAGGGCUGAGUCUGGAACUUUAGUCUUGGCUUCUUCUUCUCUUCUCUUAUCUUUUCUUUUUUAAAAAAGAAUACUGGGCAAUUAGCUCCUCUUGAGAAACAAUUUCGUUUGCUGAUCAGGAGAAGGUCUACAUGUAGCCAGGAGAGAAACCUGUGGUGGUGAUUCCAGCUCUUGAUUGUCCACGCCCCUGAGGAUUUCCUGCUGUGUGAAGAGGCAUGGACGGGACUUUGGUUCUUGUCGAGGGGGGUCCACCCCUUCAAAGAAGUUUCAAUGAUAUAGGAGCCAAGCUACAUAAGAAAUCUAAAAGGGGUGUUCUUUUUUUUGAGGUGGAGAUUCUGGAUGCCAAGACCCGGGAAAAGCUGUGCUUCCUGGACAAGGUUGAGCCCAAUGCCACCGUAAUAGAGAUAAAGAACCUCUUCACUAAGUCCCAUCCUCAGUGGUAUCCAGCCCGGCAGUCUCUGCGACUGGAUCCCAAGGGGAAGUCCCUAAAGGAUGAAGACAUCCUUCAGAACUUGCCGGUGGGCACCACAGCAACGCUGUAUUUUCGAGACCUGGGAGCACAAAUCAGCUGGGUGACCGUCUUCCUCACGGAGUAUGCUGGGCCCCUGCUCAUUUACUUGCUCUUCUAUUUCCGUGUGCCCUUCAUCUACGGCCAUAAGUAUGACUUCACCUCCAGCAAGUAUUCUGUUGUACACCUGGCCUGCAUCUGCCACUCUUUCCACUACGUCAAGCGCCUCUUGGAGACCCUCUUUGUCCAUAGGUUCUCCCAUGGGACAAUGCCCUUACGUAACAUCUUUAAGAACUGUACAUAUUAUUGGGGUUUUGCUGCCUGGAUGGCAUACUACAUCAAUCACCCAUUGUAUACUCCACCAGCGUAUGGACAUGAACAAGUGAAAUUGGCACUUAUCAUUUUUCUGUUCUGCCAGCUGGGAAACUUCUCAAUUCAUAUUGCUCUACGGAACCUGCGCCCUGCUGGUUCUAAAGCCAGGAAGAUCCCAUUUCCUACCAAGAACCCCUUCACAUGGCUUUUCUUGCUUGUCUCCUGCCCUAAUUACACCUACGAGGUGGGAUCCUGGAUUGGCUUUGCCAUUAUGACUCAGUGCCUUCCAGUGGCUCUGUUUUCCUUGGUUGGAUUCAUCCAAAUGACGAUCUGGGCAAAGGGGAAACACCGAAGUUACCUGAAGGAGUUCCGGGAUUAUCCGCCACUGCGUUCCCCCAUUGUCCCUUUCCUGCUUUGAGCUGGAAGCAACUGCCUUCUUUUGUCUGGGCCGAUAGUUCUGUUUUUGUUUUUUACCUUGUGAGCGCGUGUUAUUGGAGUCUAAAAUGAGAUUUUCUCUUGCUGUCUACUGUAAUCUGAGGGAAUCUGUAGGGAUUUCCUUCCUUUUGUAAUUUACUGCCCCUCCCUACAGAAUCUUUGACCAUAUCCCAUUCCAAAGCCUUUCUGAGGCUGGGAGCAGCCUUCCCUACAAAGCGCCCAUUAAGUCAAAAGCUACAGCGAAGGGAACAACCCAGUUUUAAAGAGAACGAAGCAGUGACUGAGCCCUAAGUCUGCAGGAGCAGGUGCUGAAAACUAAAUCUAGGCAGAUGGAGCCUGGCCUAAACUGAAUACUUUUUGCUCCACAUAGUGCUUAGGAGAGGUCUCCUCAGCUCUAUGGUUCAUCAAUAUAAUUUAGGAGUUAAGUCUCCUAGUUCAGCUUUGUGCAUUCUCCUUGACUAAGUGAGCCCUCAAGUGCCAAAUACUGGCAUAGCAUAAAUCUUCUGGGCUUUUUCUGGGAUGCUUCCCCAUUCUAAAAGCUAGUAGUACCAUUCUGAAGGGCAUGAGACUGAUGCAGGUGAGGCUGUCUUCAUCUCUUACACACCCUCUUGCUCAAAAAAUAAGUGCCGGUUCCUAGAGGCUGAUAAGUAUUCUCUGAGCAGCCAAAUUAAGUGUGUUCUUCUCUUCCAAUGCAGAGAGGAUUAUGUUAAUUCUAGACACACGGCAGGUAGCAAGGUGCUGUGGGGAAGUGUUUGCAGAAAGUGCUGCUAUAGAAGGUGUGACUGGGGAGCAGCUGUAGCACUUUAGUACCAUCUACAGUGCAAGCCAGCACCUCCUUCCUCACCCAAUAUGCUAAGCAUGAACUGUUUGGGAUGGUAGGUUUUACCUUGUACAGCUGGCAGAGCCUUGAGAUGAGGGUAUGAAAAACAAGGCUGUUACAUUAUCUUGUUCUCAGUCAUGCUACAAUUUUCCCCUGGACUUUAGGCCCACUCCUGUUUGUUUUGUGUAAGUGGUAUCAGAGCUGCUUUUGGAACCUUCUGCAAGGGAAAACUAUACCUACAGCUGCACUGAAGUUAUUUGGGGACGGGAAAUACUUUAAUACCUUGUAGCUAUUUGUAGUCCCUAAAGAAGGAAGGAAAGGCUUGUAAUCUUUCUUUGGGGGAAAUUCAAUGUUACAGAAAUUUUGACAGCCUCCCUGAGAGGAACUUACUUCUCCUUUCCUGUUUAGUCUUAAUGUCACUAAGUUUGCAAUUCUACGUACACUUAUUUGGAAGCAAGCCCCAUUCAACUCAGUGGAACUUACUUCCAAGUAAACAUGCCUAGGAUCAGGUUGAAAGUUUGCAAUAGUCUUAGUUUAUGCUGCAUGUGAGCAGUGAGAUCCUGGAAACCUGCUAGGCUCCAUGGCAGCUGUUAAAAUGAGCCAUUGACUUGUUAUGGUCUGUUUCAUAUGGAACUAUCUUCCUUCUUGGAUUUACACAAAUAAAACUAAUCCAUCCCCUGGACUGUA